AUGGGCGACGAGGAAGAGGAUCUGUAUGCGGUGGCGAUGGGCACCGAGUAUUUCCCCGAGAGCAACCAGCCGUCCACUUCAUCUGCCCCUCCGACGAUCCCUUCGGAUCUGACGGAAGUGCCUCCGGAAUACGUUCAGUUGUUCCGAAGCCUUCUCGUCGGAUCAAGAAGCCAGAUAAAUCGACUGAAGGCGGAGAAUGAACAACUACAGAAAAAGUGAGCUCGACUUGAGUUUUAGAGUUGUUCCGUUCUCAUUCAGUCUCAAAAACGCAAUCGAAUCGGGCGGUGUGGUCGUUUGUCCCAAUUGCACGCAUCACUUCAACGAUCGGAAAUGCUCGUUACGGCCGAGAACGAUGAAGGUUUGCAACGAUCGGAAGGCGGGCAAAUGGCACUGAAAUUACAGAAAAUGAGGGCGAGGAACUGUGUGGAAUUGGAGUUUCACACCGAACAAGAUCUUGAAGAAUGGCUGUAUUUGAACCAAUUGGAAACGAACAACGACGGACUGCCGACUGUUAUUAAAACGAAAAAAGAAACGGAAAAAUCGUUGAAAGGAGCGGGAAGCCUCCUGCCGAGUCUGGUGGAGAAAAAGAAGAAAAACGAGCAGGAGGACAAGCGAACUCCGAUCAAAUUGGUUAUAAAGAGAGACAAUUUCGAGAAGGCCAUGAAAAUUUUGAAUAAAAAUGAAGAGGCAAAAGAUCCGAAUGAAAAAGAAAACAAACAGAAACGGAAGAAGGAGGAAAAGGAUACGGAAAGAUUGGAAGUAUUGAAAAGGAAAAUAGAACGAACGAAAGAUGACCGGCCGACGAGGAAGACUUCGAGAAAAGAGGUGGAAAAAGAGGGAGAACGGAGGAAACCGAUUGCAGAGAGAUUGGGAUUCCCAGCACCGGAAAGGACUAAUUCGCCGCCCAGAGAAGUCUCUCAGCCUGAAAAUAGAUCGAAAAGAUCUCAAAUUGUAUGGGACGAUCGUCCGGCCGCCAUCCCCGAACCGUCGAAGACUGUGUCCGCGCCGAAGCAGUUUGCAUUCAAAAUCCCGUCGACAAGACUCGCUGCGAGGGUGACGCUUCCGAACGCUUCCGCAAAUGCUCCAGACCUCCCAAAAGCCAUGAUAGAGAAGCCAAAACCUGAAGUGUCACGUCCAUCUGAAAAAUCGAUAAAUUCUGAAGUAAAGAAGACAAUUGAACAGCCGAAACCAUCGGGCGAAAAGACCAAGUUCAAGUUUGUUCCGACUGCCAAAAAGAGCCAUCUCUCAGAAGAAGCUGGCAUUGAAAACCCGCCGACCGAGAAGCCAACCCCGGUGAUGUCUUCCUCUUCGCAGCCUAUUCCCAAUCAAAAACCGGCAGAAACGGUGUGGUGUCUGAUACCUGUAAAGAUAUCGGCUGCAGUCGUCGAUCACAUAUACGCACAUGCGAUUCGCCGUCAAAAGGAAGGACGCUUUUGUCCGAAACGUAUGAUUGUCGUUGACUGUACUCGUCCUUUUAUUCCCCAAACACAAACCAAUACGAAUCAAGGAUCGAGCACUUCUGCGAGUCAUUGUCUUCUCGCUUCUGAAUGGGUCGGUUCGAAUUUAGAGAUAAUGUGUUCAAAAAAAAUAAACGGUUGAGUUCUUAUAUCUGAAUGGUAUUUUCCUAAAUUCCCGUUUUACAGAGACUAUAGUGUUGGUGGAUGACGUGGAUUCCAAAUUACUGCAGAAUGACGGUAACUUCAAAGGUAACAAUAGAAAAUCACGAUAUUUGCGUUUCAUAAAUACUUUCAGCUGCUGCCGUCCAACAAUCCGCGGUUCACUUCGAAACGAUCGUCCAAUCGUCCGAGUUUCCGCAUCAGAAUGAUCCGUCGAAACCGUCUUGCUCCUACAGUUUGGAAGACAACGGAAAUGACGUGCUCGCCGAAUUUUUCCCGAACAUCGCUCCUCAACAAUACAACUAUUCUGCCAGGCAUACGAAUCCAACACCAUUCAGACCUGAAACGGCGAGCAGUCUCGGCUCUUCAGCGGAUCAAGAAGAAAGGGAACUGAUUCAGUUGAUCGAAGAGGAAUCCAUUAUACAUCCGGAUGGAGACCUGAUCGUACAACAGAGGAUUUCUGAGACGGAAGUAGUGGAGAAUGGACUGGAGGAACAGAUGGAAGAGCAGGCUCGUGUGCAGAGGGUAUCCUCACGGACAGAACAGAGCUGCGAUGAUGACGGUUUCUGUUUGGAAGAUGUUCAAAAUUACGAAGACGAGACGAUAACAGAACGGAAAAGCAUGGAUUACUCGAUGGAAAAGGCCGGUUCGGAAUGCAGCGACUGGGAGAAAGAGCUGGAGAAUCUGGAGAUUGAGGGUGAGAACGGAGAUGAAGGCCAGUCGCAGUACACCGAAGAGUGGUACGACAAAGAGGUCGAAGAUUCGAGGGAAAAGAGAGAUUCGGACGGCGAUCAAAAUGACGACGAGUACGGAACAAAGACAGAACUUCCGAAAAGUCAGAAAAGAGAAGAAUCGUAUGUGUUGAAAAUGAGCGAUAAUUUCCGUUUGUCAGACGACGAUGAAGCGAUAUCUCCGAUGACUUCUACGCCGAAGGACAGAGGCGAGUGAAAUAAACUCUUGUUCGCUUGUUCUGAGUAUGCGUUUUCAGAUCAAGACGACAACCUGAACUUCACGAUAAGAGACGCUGAAAUCAGUUUCGUCGACGAACUCGAUUGGAAUUAUGGAUCAGAAGAAGAAGUGGAAUUAGGUGAACGCAAGUAUUUAAACUCAAUUUAUUGCUAUUGCCCCUCGGUGCUUGCAGGCCCCAGCCAAAAUUUCCUGAAAUUAGGCUUGAGUCUGCAAACACGAGAGGGCAAGAGCGGUAAAUAUGUGUUGUGCAUUGAGAAGAGGGUUGUAUGAAUUAUGCUUGCAUUCAACGCCUUCCUUUUCCGAUGAUGGCAUCAAAAGGGAUGUUUCAUCCUCCGUUCGCGCAUCGGCUGCAGACGCAAGUCGGCCGGCCGCUCCUUUUCUGACAGUACCCAGUUCCGCAAUUCUGUAAUCUCAAGUAAAUGAUGAAAAGUGAGAAAUGCUGACCUGCAUGCUGCAGCUAGUGAUGCAAAGUCCACGGGCGGCCUUGUUCAGAACGGGAACGUCCAUUCGAGCACAAGUGGUCAAGUCGAUCGCGGCAGUGACGAAUGUCACAAUACAGAAAAAGAAGAGAGAAUGGAAGAGCAUGAGGAUCGGAAGGUUGCCGUUCCCUUCCACAGGUGCCCUUUUAUAGCAUCGCUGAAUUGUUAUUGUAGACGGGUAAAUGGUUUUUGAUAAGCAUGCGAAAUGGGAUGGUACUCGCGUUGUUUGUUGACUCAUUCAACAGGUGUUAGCAGAAAUUGAGAUGAAAAGGUCACAUUCGGCAAACAAACAUCGAGAAUUCAAUUAUACUAUAACGGUGACUAGUGUGGGAGUGGAAGCAUGGGCUGCAACAAGUCCAGUGGCACUUCCCCGUUGCUGCCCGGAGAACAGUUGCUGCAGAAGCACGCCGGAUGAGAUUCCAUCUUCUUGCAAAUUCCCGUGGUGCACUUCUUGAAAAUGACGAUCCGUUUUCGGUUAGUCUUGAUUGUUACCUGAGCAGUGCAUCGGGUUGUGCACAGUCCGUGAGCGAUCUUCUGAAGAACGGGAACGUUCAUUCGGGCGCACACAUUCGAUUUCUCAGCGGUUAGGGUAGAGACCAAGAUAGCGAGUAGUAGAAUCCGAUGGAAAAGAAGCAUUGCGGUUCUGGUUCUGCAAUAAUCUUCUCGCGGACCGGAAGGCGCUUCUCUUUUAUGCGUUUGCAAUAACUGCUUUUUCUUUGCUUUUUCCUUCGGUAAUCGUGCUUGUAAACACGUUCAGUUCGCUCGCGAAUUUUGGGUUCAAUUUGAGCGCUCGUUUGCGGGUCAGACUGAGUGGGAAGAAUGUGUCAUCGACGGGUUUAGUACAUACGUUUCGUUUUUGCAGAAAAAGAAGAUACAACGAAAAUCGCCGUUGUGACCGAAAAGGUCGAAGAGAAAAUUGACGAGGAUAAUCGGGAGGAUGGAGAGCUCUCGGACGGCGAACUGUUGGAAGCGGAGGAGGUCGCGAAGGAAAAGCCGUUGCGAGAGAGAGUUCAGUAUCGGGUGAGCCAAAUGGAAAAGAAGACUGAACUGAAUUCUACUUCAGAUUGGAAAUCGGAAACAUAUCGAAUAUGCCCAGAAUCGUCGAGCGAAUUCAGAUGAGCAGAGGGGAGAGAAUUCACGGCGCCGUCGUCGCAGUUCCGAAGAGAAUCUGGAACCGACGCGGAAAAAAGAACGUUCUUGUCAGAGAAAAAAUCUUCUGAAACAUUGA
Messenger RNA from Caenorhabditis sp. 36 PRJEB53466, 4292 nucleotides. Lineage: Eukaryota; Metazoa; Nematoda; Chromadorea; Rhabditida; Rhabditidae. The record is from the annotation of a GenBank genome assembly.